AUGAAGUUCAUCUGUCAGUGGAUUCUUCUGUCCAUUGUCAUGAUAGCAGUGACCAUGAUGUGCUGUGUUGAGGCCAAGACCACACCCAAGCCCAAGUAUUACUACACCAAGAAGCCUCUGCCUCCGGUCACGGCGCACAACCUCAGGAUCCCCGGCACACCGAAGCCCAAGAUGGGCUAUAAUCCACCUGAGCUUCGCCCGCUGUCUACCUACCCCAUUAAUGCUUUUCCUCAGGACCACACAGUAAGCACAGAUCCUCCCAGUGUAGGCCCUGACAACUACACCCUGGAUUACAACGAGUGUUACUUUAACUUUUGCGAGUGCUGUCCACCUGAGCGAGGCCCCCAAGGUCCAAAGGGAGACGAUGGCCCAGCAGGGCCAACGGGGGAAAGAGGCUUUACCGGGUCAGCUGGCUCACCUGGACCAAAGGGUGCAAGUGGUUCGAGGGGGAUCAAAGGGGACAAAGGGGAAAAGGGUGAAAGGGGAUACACUGGUCCAGGUGGAUAUCCUGGGGUUAUGGGGAAACCAGGGCAGAAAGGUGAUCUUGGACCUAAAGGUGAGAAAGGUGAGGCUGGGAUGCAAGGAGUUAAAGGCGAUGAUGGGCAGAGAGGUGAAUCUGGACCGAGUGGGACACCUGGUGAGAAAGGAGAACCGGGAAAAGCGGGGCCAGUUGGACCCCCUGGAGUGAAUCUUGGUCCUAAAGGAGAUAAGGGUGAUAAGGGGGAGUGUGGGACAUACGGGGAAAGAGGGCCAAAAGGUAAUCGCGGGGACACCGGUGCUCCAGGAAUACCAGGAGCGAUGGGAAUCCCCGGAAUCAACGGCAAACACGGAUCUGCGGGUCCUGUCGGCGUUCGUGGGGAUCCUGGACCUCCUGGAGCACAGGGGGAACCUGGUGUGAGUGGAGCACAGGGGCCACAAGGUGUUCGAGGAGUGCAGGGGCCAAAGGGGGAUAGAGGUUACCACGGGAUGAGAGGUGAAAGAGGAAUGCGUGGUUUUAAAGGAGCAAAGGGAUCAGGCUUCCCCACCAAACGCUCAGCAUUCAGCGUGGGCAUCUCCCCAAAAAGGUCCUUCCCGCCGUCUGGAUUCCCCGUCCGCUUUGACAAAGUGUUCUACAAUGACGAGAACCACUUCAACUUCAGCAGCAACAGCUUUGUGUGCGUCCACGCCGGCGUGUAUGUCUUCUCCUACCACAUCACCGUACGAAAUCAACCCCUGCGCGCCACGCUGGUGGUGAACGGCUCACGACGGGUGAGGACCAGGGACUCGCUGUACGGCCAAGACAUCGACCAGGCGUCCACUCUGGUGGUGCUGCGUUUGGGGGCGGGCGAUCAGGUGUGGAUUGAGACCUUCAGAGACUGGAAUGGGGUGUACGCCAGCAGUGAAGACGACAGUAUCUUCUCUGGGUUUCUACUUUACUCACCCUGA
Molecule: messenger RNA, 1425 nt
Organism: Nerophis lumbriciformis (worm pipefish)
Lineage: Eukaryota; Metazoa; Chordata; Actinopteri; Syngnathiformes; Syngnathidae
Source: RefSeq, a predicted model, not a curated record